Molecule: messenger RNA, 684 nt
Organism: Diabrotica balteata
Lineage: Eukaryota; Metazoa; Arthropoda; Insecta; Coleoptera; Chrysomelidae
Source: the annotation of a GenBank genome assembly
AUGAGUGAGCGAUCCAAAUUAAUCCUGAAAAAAGCUCUAUUAGAGCCAAAGUCUACGGAGGCAACUCCCCUGGAAACGAAACGACUUAAAACCAGCAGAAACAACUUGGAACCAGAUUUUUCAAAAAAAGAAAUAAAAUAUCUCAGUUUGAGUGCAAACAAUGAUGAUGUGAACCUAAAGGUACCAAAUUCAGACAAAAUAAUUGUUCAAGAAGUACCAAUCUUACAGAGUCUAGUAGAAACAAUUACUCAGACUAAACCAUCGAAUUUAACAGAAAUCGUCAAUAAUAUAAAUAUAUAUGACGAAAGUUCUGAUGACAAAAACAUUAAUGAAGAAAAUAUAGAAAAUGCAUUUGGCACAAGAACAAAUAAUUUAAACGUUAUUGUUGAAGAAGUUCCGUACGUUGAAGAAGAAUAUAUUUUACCGCUUGCUAAUCACACAACUAUGAAUAACAACUACAAUGAUGAUUCGCAGGAGUACCUUGAGGACUAUUUUUGUAACGUAAAAUUAUCAGAAACAGAUUAUACAAUACCAAUGAAAGAAUACAGCCUGUUGAAAGAUAUUAGCUUAUGUACAGCAAGAUUAAAAUUCCAUGCAAAUUGUCUUAUGAAAAAUAUGAGUAACAAUGCUGGACAAUAUAAUAAUGUAAUAGCAAAGUUUCUAGGAGGUCAAAGAAUAAAUUAG